AAAUAAAUCGAUGAAUCGUUUGCAUGUUGUCUGUACAUAAUAAUUGCGAAUUUGUUGUGACAAAAUAAUUUGUUUAAUUUAAGAUAUAUAAAAAUUUCUAAUGUACACUUAACAACAACGAAAGAUCUAUACAGUUAUUCAUGUGAAUCAUGCGUUGUCAACUAUGUCAAAUAGCAGUUGGUGGAUUUGAUGAACUGGAGGAUAUAAACAAAAAAACUCCUUUCUCUAGAAAGUCUAUCCGCGCAAUUAUAACUUAUUUAGCGAAAACAGCUAAACCCGCUAUAGAUGUGCCAUGGAGUGGUGACACCUAUGCCAACAUAUGUAAAAUUUGUGUUAAUGACAUCUUAAUUUAUGACGAGUAUAUGGUAAAACUAUUAGAAGUACAGAAACGGAUUAUUUCGUCUUUGCGAAAUCCGCCGAUAAAUGAAGAAUACCUUGUGAUUCAAUCAUUAGACGAAUCUAUGAGCAAUGUUGAUUUAAAAAUUGAAAAGGUUGAAAUAAGUGUCGAAGCUAAUAUUGAAUCAAGUGAUUGCGGUAAUGAUGAUGGAAAUAACUCUUCGCUUGAAGAUAACGAAAUAAAAGAAACUGAUGUAAAUUACAAUGAAGAUUUUGAAAACGUCGAAGAUUUGGAAGAUUUAAGUGAAUUAGAUGAAAUUGUUGAGGAAUCUACCCCAAACAAUCGGCGAUGCAAUGUUCCGGUAAAUUGUCACGUAUGUAACAAAAUUUUUAAAAAUAAAACUCAGCGACGUCGCCAUGUAAACGUUGUACAUAAGCCCACUAAACAAAUUUGGAAAUGUGAAAUUUGCGGAAUUACCACGAAGGAUGAAGAAUACUUAGAAUUGCAUAAGAAUAUUCAUGAAGGAAAAUCAGAUUUAGAGUGUCGAUACUGCAACAAACGGUAUACCCGAAAAAUCAAUGUUAUACGGCAUAUGCACAAGCAUUGGGACAAAAAGAAAUUUCAGUGCGAAAGAUGUGGUUUAAGAUUCUCCGAGAGGCCAAUUUAUUAUAACCACAGAUUGCAACAUGAAGCAGAGGAAGACCCCCUUAUUUGUGAAGUGUGUAAUCAAUCGUUCAAAACUCGGCGCACGUAUAGGAACCAUUUGUGGGUGCAUCGUGAAGAUCGACCACGUUAUAGCUGUGAAAUUUGUGGCAAGACUUUUGUUGAAAAAUAUACACUUAAAGUGCAUCUGAGGUGCCAUAAUGAAAAAGAGGAAGAACGUAGUACUGGACGUCGGAAAAUCAUAAAUGAACCACGGCAGGAGGAAAAAACCUUUGAAUGUGUCAUAUGUGGCGAGCAAUUUUCCUCUAAAGAUUUAUGUGAUCAACACAUGAAAGUUCAACACGAUGUAAUUUUGAGAGCGGAAAAUAUUUUUAUGUAAAAUAAAUUUAUAAGCUCAUG
This is a messenger RNA of Anastrepha obliqua, 1399 nucleotides long. RefSeq names its product serendipity locus protein delta-like. The coding region runs from base 150 to 1379 and encodes 409 amino acids. Gene Ontology annotation, biological process: regulation of transcription by RNA polymerase II. Gene Ontology annotation, cellular component: nucleus. Gene Ontology annotation, molecular function: RNA polymerase II transcription regulatory region sequence-specific DNA binding; DNA-binding transcription factor activity, RNA polymerase II-specific. The record is from RefSeq and is a predicted model, not a curated record. Lineage: Eukaryota; Metazoa; Arthropoda; Insecta; Diptera; Tephritidae. The transcript has a single exon.